AUGCCAGCACGACUCACUCGUGUUUCCGAUAGUAUAUCUGAUCACACGUACCGCAUGGCUAUGCUCGCUAUGUGUACGUCGGACAGCACGUUCGAUGUUUCAAAAUGUGUUAUGAUGGAUGUCGUGCUGAAGCGCAAGAUCAGCACUGAUGACAUGGCAGUGGGUGACAUCACACCUCGAGAAGGUAUUUCGAAACAGGAAAAACAGCGCUUAGAAGCGGAAGCGAUGCAUAAUUUUGUGCAUGAUAUGCUCCAUGGUUCCCCAGCAGCGCUACGAAUUGAAGCCCUCUGGAACGAACACGAAGAGGGAGAGAUGAACGAAGCAAAGUUCGUCAAAGACCUUGAUAGACUGGAGAUGGCGCUGCAAGCACGCGAAUAUGAAACGGCGCAUGCGCUGGAUCUUUACCCGUUUUUCGAUUCCAGCUUGCCCAUUUGCGUCAUCUAG
This is a messenger RNA of Suillus subalutaceus, 444 nucleotides long. RefSeq names its product HD domain-containing protein. Bases 1 to 444 code for a protein of 147 amino acids. The record is from RefSeq and is a predicted model, not a curated record. NCBI's taxonomy places the organism in Eukaryota, Fungi, Basidiomycota, Agaricomycetes, Boletales, Suillaceae. Gene Ontology annotation, molecular function: 5'-deoxynucleotidase activity. Gene Ontology annotation, cellular component: cytoplasm. The transcript has 7 exons.